Pocillopora meandrina is the source of this 3091-nucleotide messenger RNA. Lineage: Eukaryota; Metazoa; Cnidaria; Anthozoa; Scleractinia; Pocilloporidae. The record is from the annotation of a GenBank genome assembly.
AUGGGAUUUUUCUUCCCUUUUCUUUCUCUUGCUCGGUUUCCACCAUCUUUGUUCACGUGGUUGGAAGGUCAGUGCAAUAAUGUGUUGAUUUUGAACGUUUCCACCAUUCUGUUUCAACUGAUAUUAACUAACGGUAACUUUAAAUUACAGAGGACCGUGAAAAUGGUAAAUACAACUGGAAUUAGGCGCGGUACGCGCUACAUGUUCUCGCGGGAUUUUAGGAAACGUGGUAAGUUUUUUAAGAAGAAAGCACUUUUAAUUGUAUUAUUAGGAAUUUCUCGUUUAUUAUCGGAUUGUUUUACCAACUUACUGCCUUGAGGACACAUUUGAGUCAUGUUCGAAGCCUCGCGAAUCCAUACAUUUGACGAAUUCGAUAUUCUUUGAAGAAUUCAUAUUUAGAUAAAGUUACGUAUGUUUCCUUUGAAGUUUCAGUCCAGUUUGUUAAUUAGCGUGCGUUCAUAUGAGUAGAAGUAUCUGAUUUGACUGUUCAAAUGGACAUUAACAGAAUUGGAUUCUAGUUGUAUGAGUCGAUCGAAAGGCGACUCGGCAGUCGACUUACAGAUUUGCCUUUCCUAUAUUUUUUAGCCGAUGACUUCCAACUUUUGUUUUCGAGAGUUAUUUUUCAAUUCUGUGUUGUAGACUUAAAGCAAUAGGCUAACCAUAUCCUAUAAAGUCUGUUGAAAUUAAUAAAUUCUUAUACAUACAUCGUUGGGAGUAUCUCAUUUUCAGAAAUUAUUUGCAGUCAGCCACUGAUGCUUCAUCAGUAUUUUUUAUUAUGCCAAGGGUGAGGGAACAUUUGUUAAUGAUAGGCAAUCGUUGAAGUUUACUCUCACAUGGGAAGGUAAAGUUUUGGAAUCAGGCAACAUAUAAAUGAAUCAUUGAAGAACAAUUUUUAAGUUCAAUGUUUUUUUUCAGGUGUCAUUCAUCUCUCCACCUACCUAAAAAGCUACAAAGUUGGUGACAUUGUAGACAUCAAGGUAUGAUAUAACAAAAAUUAAUACAAGGUGCGCUUUGUGUAUGGCAAGGUGUCUUUUGUAUUCUUAUCUUCUUGAAUGGUUUUUGGGAUUUCCAACUCAUUAACCCUUUAACUUCCAGAAGUGAUUAACAAGUAACUUCUCCCUACAAUACCCAUGCACUUUCCAGCAAACAGUUAAUGAGACUACUCAAAUGUAUCAGGUAGAAGUUGUUAUCUGGAUCUAACACCAAAUUCUCAUAAGUUAUUUACAAGGAAAUGUGUUACAGCUAGAGGGGAGAAUUAACAAUUGGAUAUUGGGAGUUAAAGGGUUAAAGCAUUGACCCUUAUUAGUGACUAGAAUCUAAUUUCUUGUAAUAAGUCACCCUUUAUUCAAAACUUUUGGUCACAGUAAUAAAAGAAAUAAUCACCAACUGAGGAAGCUCUUGGUUAUUAAACAAAUCCUCCUUAUCAGCACCUUAGGAAAUGUUAAGAGAGCAGUGUGGAGAAUAUGCAUACUGAUGUAGGAGUAUUGAGGGUUAUUAAGCCUGCUGUUUAUAUUUCUAUUCAAGGUUAAUGGUGCUGUUCAUAAAGGCAUGCCAUACAAGGUCUAUCAUGGAAAAACAGGGCGUAUUUUUAAUGUCACAAAGCGUGCUGUUGGAGUAGUUGUCAACAAGCAAGUGAAGUAAGUGAACUUUAACACUGAAGCCAAGUGAGUUUCCUAGAGUUCUUUCAGAAAUGAUACACAGCCUUAUUCAUUUUCCUUUUCAGACAGAAGGCUGCAAGAUGUUGUCUUUUCCUUAAAAAAAUAAUUUUAUCAUUCAUUGAAGCCUUAGUUUUUUUUUGUUCACUUGCAGUCCUUGUGCUAGCAGUACUUGUGCUUGGCUGGCAGUUUUAUUUGUUAUUUAAAGUACAGCAUCACUUGCUCUUUAAACAUUUCGAACCUUUAUGAUUAUUAUCUGCAAUAGUUUGUACUAAUAAAAAUGUUAAGUUCUGAUAUAUAGGUAAAUAACUUGAAAAUUAGUUUUUCAAGCCUUUCAGUUUGCUUUUGUGUAACAAUCCUCUUCUCAGAUCACAGUUUUGGGCAAAGUGUUGUGCAAGCAUUUAAGAGAGAUCAGAGCUUAACUAAAACUUGAUAAUAUCGUUGUUUAUGUGUAUUGUUUCUCUCUUCUAUCAGAGGAAAAAUCUUGCCAAAGAGAAUCAACAUUCGUGUUGAACACAUCAAGCACUCCAAAUGUCGAGAUGACUUCUUGAGGUAACAAUAAAAUUUCUGUACUGCACAUAUAUAUAUUGCAAUAAUCAAUAUUCUAGAGAUUGUAAUAGAAUACUGAACACCCUACUGGCUUAUUGAAUCACAUUUUGAUAUUAAUUUACAGGUGCGAAGAAGAAAUACAAGGCAAACAUAAGAAUUUGCCUUAUUUUUUAUAGCUAUUUUAACAGUGGUUGUUGUGUUCUUCAGGCGUGUGAAGGAAAAUGAACAGAAGAAGAAGGAGGCCAAAGAAAGUGGUGGAGGAAAGGUUGAUUGCAAAAGAAAGGUAAUUUAUAAAGUUGUUUCCAGCUUUGGGGUAGUGAUGUAUACUAGAUUACAAAUUAUGUGUACAUAUCUGUAGAAGUGAAAGGUAGUUAAAGUCUGUACUUGAAUCAAGAGGCCCAUCCAGCUGAAGCUCAUCCUGGAUUAUAUUAUGAAGCGAAUGGAAAUAUUACCAUUCCCCCAUGGAUGGGAGGCCAGUUGAUGGCAAGGUUACCCCCCAGUAUUUCAUCAGGCUUCCCUGGCAAUUUGUUGGUACCCAUUUAUGCUCCUGAAUGGAGAAUGGAACUGUGAAAGUGUAGAGUUUUGUCCAAGAACACAACACACUGAGUCAGCCAGAUCUUGAACCCCUUCCCUUGCACCCAAAACCCAGCUCAACCAUUAGGCCACAGCAUCUCCCAUCAUUUCUCAAAAGAGCAUGGAAUUUAGAUGCGAUGUGACUCUGAACUCUAACAGGUAUAGAAGGAAUUUUUCCUCUUUAUCAACAAUGAUCAUAAUAUUUUGUUUUCUAUCUGUUACAGCCGGCUGUACCCCGAACUGCACACUUUGUGCGAACCAAGAGAAACACACCAGAAACCUUGGAGCCAAUCCCAUACGAGUUUGUUGUGUGA